This is a messenger RNA of Amblyraja radiata (thorny skate), 5927 nucleotides long. It is a transcript of the gene sh2b3, whose product is annotated as SH2B adaptor protein 3. The record is from RefSeq and is a predicted model, not a curated record. Gene Ontology annotation, cellular component: plasma membrane. The transcript is spliced from 8 exons. Lineage: Eukaryota; Metazoa; Chordata; Chondrichthyes; Rajiformes; Rajidae. Gene Ontology annotation, molecular function: transmembrane receptor protein tyrosine kinase adaptor activity. Gene Ontology annotation, biological process: intracellular signal transduction. Bases 302 to 2080 code for a protein of 592 amino acids.
GCUGGAUGCGCGCAUGCGCGCUGCCCGGCGGUCGGCACAGCAACUCGGCGACGAGCGGCGGUUAUUUUCAAAUAAAAACAAACCGAGGGCGUCCGGUUUAUGACAGGAACCCACUUCUUUGGUUCAAAAAGACAGAGAUGGAAGCGAGUGAGAGGUUUGGCGGCCGGCGCUCGGGCAGGGAGGCGCUGCCUGGAUCCAGGAGCCCGGGGAUGGGAGUAGGCCCGAGGAGGGAGUGAGGGCGGCCGCGUCUCCUCGCCGUCGCCACCGUCCUGAGCGUAAUCCAGCAGUGCCAGAUGUUGCAAUGAAUGGCGACACUGUAGAACAAGGGUCUCCGACACAGCCGCGUAGCUGGAAAGAGUUGUGUGAGCUACACGCUCAUGCUACUGCCAGGGAACUUGCCAGGCACUAUUUGCUGUUUGCAAAUGAAAGCCCAAAUCACGACUUGCAAGGGGCUGAAAACUUUUCUUCGUAUUUUACUGAUCUCUUUCAGCAGUACUUCAGGAAUGAGGUAAAGGAGGGAUUUGUAAUGAACAGGUGUAUUGUGGCGCCCUUCACAGGAGUACAGGAUUACAGGGAAACUGGCAGGAAGAAUCCUGAUGGCUCCUCUGGUCUGGUUGUACCUAAGAUGGAUGCUGCGGUGAACAGUGCUGAGGCAUCAGAAAGGGGUUCCGAUGCGCAUCUUGUGUUUUCAUCGAAAGCCCGAAGCUCUGAAGAUGUUUCUAUUUCUGCGUGCCCCUCGCUUGAGCGACCGAAAGCACUGACGCAGUUUACUAGAACUGUGGGGGGCAGCAUACGUGGCCUGUUCCGGAGAAAAUCCACAGAUUCCACAGUGAUUGAAAGAAGAGGAGCUUCUGCCGUGGCCAACUCUCCUGAAAAGGAGUGGCUGAAACACCUGACUCAUAAGUUCACUCGUUCAAGAACUUCGUCUAAAGAAGAGGUUCACGACAUCCGCAAGGAAGACAUUUUAAAUUAUAUGGUGGUGGAUGAUGUCGGCGUGGACAUUGGAACACGAUGGCAAAAGUGUAGGCUGCUUGUACGAAGGGCAAAGUCUUGCGAAGGUGGUGGAUACAUCUUGGAGUUGUUUGAUCCACCAAAGUGUUCCAAACCGAAGCACAGUACUCCGUGUUCUGCAAUUACAGAGAUAAGGACAUGCACGCAGCUCGAGAUGCCAGAUAACAUAAACACAUUUGUACUGAAGAUUCUGCAGGUCCAGGUUAAAAGUUACUUGGAAGUAAUCUUUGAGGCUCUCAAUGAUCAGCAGUUGAAUCUGUGGACGACAAAUAUCAGAGAAUGCAUAAAUCUAUGGUCAGAGAGACCUGAUGUGGAGUUACUCCCCACACCUCGCCCUGCCAGUGCACAAACGGCCACUGUGGAUGGCACCGCAGAUUUGAUUCACCAGGGAGCUGCACACCACUGCUCCACAGAACAGCCCUACCACAAGACCGACCAACUCUUCUCAUCUUACGCCUGGUUUCAUGGCCCAAUCUCCCGAUUCAAAGCGGCACAGCUGGUGCAGAUUCCAGGAACAGAGGGUCACGGCGUGUUUCUUGUGCGGCAGAGCGAAACGCAGCGGGGAGAAUAUGUCCUCACCUUCAACUAUCGAGGGAGAGCAAAGCAUCUACGACUGCUUGUGACGGAGACAGGGAAGUGCCUGGUCCAGCACUUCCGUUUCCCAUCUGUCACAGAGAUGCUGAACUACUUUGGGACGUACGCCAUCCCUUUGGAGUGUGGUACAGCUUGCGAAGUCAAACUGUCCAGCUAUGUGGUCGCCAUUCCUGCCCAGCAAGGAUCAUUUUCACCAAGCAAUGCAUUGGUGCUGCCAUUUAGUGUCCACCGCUCAAACUCCGAACCCAACCUUGCUCACAUGGAUCCUUCAAACUGCAAUGUAUCAGAAGCUCCUCAAGGUGGGCCAGAGCAGGUGUUUCACACGGUGCCCCUGCAUGAGGAGUCCUUUGGUGGCUUACGGCGCAGUGGUUCAGUGGUCGUGCCCACGAGGCACCAACGAGACUCAGACUAUGAAUUGGAAUCAGCUGCCAGGGGUCGUUCACGGGCCAUUGACAAUCAGUACAUGUUCCUUUGAACAGGUCUGGUAGACACAUUUGAUAAAUCAACACUGAAAAUGGUUUCAGGUUUUCUCUGAAAACAUGAAUGUAUUUUUCUGUUUCAGGGUGGAGCAGAAGGGAAAGGUGAGACACCUUCAGACCAAAUCCAAGUUUACUCUGAAAUGUAUUCUUUCUAUUAGGCCUGUUGAAGGGUCUGUUUACAGCAUUAACUUUUGUAGCUUUGCUCUUAUUUUUUUCUCUUAACAUAUGUUUUAACUAUGGCCUCGAUAGACAUCAAAUGAUUGACUUGUACAUUUUGUACAUAUGUAUUGAAUAAAAAGUUUUAAGUACUUCUUUAUAUAAUGUUAUUUCCAUUAACCAGACUAAAACAUAGUAAAGGUAUGUUUCCUAACAUUGCAAUACAAGCACUUGCAGCAUUUAAAGGCUAAUUUACAGUUAUUUUGUUGCGUUUACAUGUGCUAGUUAAAUGUCUGUAAUUAAGAACGUAUUUGCCUGUGCUUUUGCAAAAGCUUAACUGACAGUUCAGGAUUGUAAACACUAAGGUGAUGUAAUUUCUGGAAUGUUUUUGCAAAUUACAGGUGGAAUUCGGCUUAGUUCCCUAUUAUAGUGGCUACUGCAAUAUUCAGAGCAGUUGGGUACAUAGCUUUGGAUAUACGUAAUUGAACCCAGCAAGUCAGGGAUUAUUUUGAAAGGCACAAAAAAGUAAACUCAAAUCAGGUUCCUUUUAAGGCAUAGCAUAAAGAAGUGGAAAAUGUGCAGAGAAGUUAAAUUCAAAUACUGGAUACCUGAAGCAACAAAUAUUUCUCCUUGUCAUCAAUGGGAGAAGAAAGUUUAGAAAUUACCUUUUCAAAAAACAUUGGGCUUUCUUUUACAUCGCUUAGCAGUUAAGAAUUUGUAAACUUUUGGGAUCUGAUGUACUGACGAGAGGAAGAUUGAAGGGAGGUGGUUGAUGGGGAACAUAAUCAUAAGAUUGAGUUAAUUGAAAGGUAUCAAGGUAUUUAAAAAUGUUUAGAAAAUGCUUUCCUAUUGUUUUAAGCUUCAUGUUAUCCAACUGGAACUCUUCAGAAAAUGCAGAACCAGACAAAAUAAAAAUGUAAUUAUGUCCUGGGCCAGAAGAUGUGUAAAUUCAUAAAGAGUAAUAAAAGGCAGAUUCAUUGUUAAGGGAAGGAAAUGCAACAAUGCCAGCUACAGGUGAUAUCUCCAACACCAAAGUGACAAGACAAUCAAUCACCACCCAACAUUUAUUGGCUUCUUUAGCACAUGAUUCUAAAAGAGCAUUAACUUACUGUGCUUAAGGGAUGCAUAACACACAUAGGACAGUGAGUGCCACUGGGCCUGCCUCUGAGGGCCAGGUUUCCCCCACCAACUCUCUUAACUGGAACAGCAACCUGGUUCAGUAUAAGAUCUGAUAGCUGGCCAUCAACUCUGCUGGGUUUACCAAGGCAUAAGGAAGGCAGCAUACAAAGCGCUGGAAGAGCUCUAGGUCAGUCAGCACCCGAGGAGGGAAUGGACAAAUGAUGGUUCAGGUCAGGACCUCUCCUGCUCAACCCUUUUAAUAUUAAUGAAUUCCUUCAAUCAGGAAUCAACCGGGUGACCCUCACCUAAUGCAAAUACAUCCUCCCUACAAUCUGGAGAGAAAAUAACAAUCUUGUAAAGUUGCAUCAACACUUUCCUCCUCAGUUCCUACAACAUCUGCACUUGUCACUGAUCUAAAUCUUCAGUGUUCCUCUGGUGUGACUGCAAUAGAAUUAUAGUGUUGGUCUGGUUUUAGAAAAAGGAUGUGUACUUUAUGAAUUGAAACAUUUGUAUGAAGCUGACUAAAGCUUCCUGGCCAAGGUGAUUCAAGAUAACAUUUUAUAAAUCAUGCUUAGAAAGUAUUGAGUCUGUCAAAAAUGCUCUUUGUAUAUUUCAGGAUACAACUUGUUUGCCUGCAGUAGGUAAAGACCACUGGCAGAAAAAAACUAAGAUUUCAAAUGCCAUAAGUAACAAUCCAUAAAAUUAGAGAUCCAACAAAUUUUAUGAGAUGGCCAAAAGCAUGCAAGCUGAUGGUGAAUAAAUACAUUUAUAAGUAGAGCUGGUUUUUUUAAAUAUUCGUUUCACAUUGCAUAUGUGAGACAGUAAUUAUUAUAUUCAGUUGAUAAAUUCAAAUAGAUUUCUUCCAUUUGUCAAUAGACCUUUGCUGGUGUGGCUUAAAUACACACAGGAGAUAAAAUAUUGUUUAAAUUCCUUUCAUGGAAAAUAGAACAAACAGUACAACACAGAAGGCCCUCAGCCCACAAUGUCUGUGCUAAGUUUGAUGAUGCUAAGUUUUCUUUUUUAAAUCGCACCUGCACGUGAUCCAUAUCCUCAGCAUCAACAUAUGCCGACCUAAAAGCCUCUUAAACACCACUGUUGUAUCUUCCCCCACCCAUCAAUGCAUUCCAGGCAUCCACUACGCUCUGCAUAUUAAAAAAAUGCCUCUCUUAAAGCUAUGCCCUCUGGACUUUGACUGUCAUGUGGAAAUCUUCCUGGAAGGGGAGCCAGAAUGUGUCAGUAAUUUGACCAAACUUUCAUUAAUUAAUAUCAUUAAAUAACAAGAUGUUCAAAUGGCACAGAUGUACUUCGCCAGCUAACUUCAACAAAUUCUGGAAUUUCAAAACAAAAUUCUGAUCUUAUAAAAACUAGCUUCAAGAAUGGUAAUCAUGAAAAUGGGCAAAAAAAGUACUAGAGGAACUGACUGAUCCAGUCAGUUGUGAUGGGAAUCGGUAGAUGACGUUUCAGCUCAGAACCCUUCCUCAGGGUCUAAAGAAGGGUCCUGACCUGGAAGGAUGCCUGCUUUCCCUCUAAAUGCUGGCUGACCCACUGAGUUACUCCAGCACUUUGUUUUUUUGCUCAAGAUUCCUGUUUCUUAUGUUUCUGUAAUCAAGAAAGUACCUGACUGUUGACCCAAUCAACUUAUUUCAAAUGGCCACGAGAAACGCCAGACUCUCAGUGCAAUGUGAUUGAUUCUCAGCGUUUCAAAAAUGGUUCGUCAGGCUCAAUUCAAGGAUAAAUCAGAAUAGACAUUAAAUGGCAGCAAUUUCCUCAUCUCAUGAAUGAAUGAACAAAACAUUGAUGAGAUUUAAAUCCAUGAUAAAAAUGUGUUCGCACUCAAUAAAGCUUUACUUGCCUUUGUUCCAAAAGUUGGAGAAUCUCAAAACUUUUACAAAUUUAAUGGAUGUUCAGAAAACACUAUUCAGUUACCAAAUUUCCCUUUUGUAUGAACUGUCUCUUCAUUUUCAGAGUACUAGAUGCUCUCAUAUUCACAAUCAGAAAAUAAAUGAACUCCAUUAGUCUCAAUUUUAAUUUCAACAAACUGUGGAUUUGGUUUUCAAAGUAUAGAAAGCAUGAUACACUACAGGUAUCUGUGAUAUUCUUAAAUAUUCAAUGUAAGAAUUGCCUUUAUACAGCAAGCUUUAAAUGAAAUUUGGUCGUCAAAUGGUUAUUUGAAUAAAGAGAAUUGUAAUUGUAUAAUUUUAAGUUGUAAUUUAUCAUUUGAGUGCAAAUGUUACUAGUGUGGAAAAAGUGUAAUACAAAGUUUAAAAAUUAAAAUUUAUCAAUUCAAUACCAAAUUUCCUUUAGUGGCUGCUGCAUACAAUUGAAAAGUGUACUUACUCUUUAUUGAAGCUAUCACAUCAUGAGGAUCACACCAUGAAAAUGCUUGUUCAAGAUUCUUCUAUCCACAUUGUGCUCUUUAGAUUAAAUUUACAUGGAGCAAUCAUAGUACAGAAAUGCUCAUCUCAAAUACCAUGCAGUAUUAAAAAAAUGUUCUAAUUAUUUUUACAUCUGAUAACUGCUGUGCUGUACGUCUGUCAAUUAAUAAAACUGUCCAAAUGUUUCAUUACU